This is a messenger RNA of Lynx canadensis (Canada lynx), 3035 nucleotides long. RefSeq names its product nyctalopin (gene NYX). The record is from RefSeq and is a predicted model, not a curated record. Gene Ontology annotation, cellular component: extracellular matrix. Bases 91 to 1617 code for a protein of 508 amino acids. Gene Ontology annotation, molecular function: protein binding. The transcript has a single exon. NCBI's taxonomy places the organism in Eukaryota, Metazoa, Chordata, Mammalia, Carnivora, Felidae.
AGAACUGGAAAGCAAAGGGUAGGGCGGCGUGGGUGGGGAACGUGUGUUAAGGUCUGAGAACUGGGAGGAGGCCCUUCGAAGGGCACGGUUAUGCAGGAGGUACGAGAACUUGGUGGAGGGCCGAACCCUGCCACACGGACAGGUGGGACCUUACCUGGGGCGACCCCUGAGCUGACGGCUGUUCCUUUUCUGUCUUCUCGCCCCCCACCCCACCUGCCAGCGGUAGUCCUCGGCCUGCCCAGCGCCUGGGCGGAGGAGGCGUGCACGCGCACCUGCCCGGCCGCCUGCGCCUGCAGCAGCACCGAGCGCGGCUGCUCCGUGCGCUGUGACCGCGCCGGCCUCCUGCGGGUGCCGGCCGAGUUUCCGUGCGAGGCAGCCUCCAUCGACCUGGACCGGAACGGCCUGCGCUUCCUGGGCGAGCGGGCCUUCGGCACGCUGCCGUCGCUUCGCCGCCUGUCGCUGCGCCACAACAACCUGUCCUUCAUCACGCCCGGCGCCUUCAAGGGCCUGCCGCGCUUGGCCGAGCUGCGUCUGGCGCACAACGGCGAGCUGCGCUACCUGCACGCGCGCACCUUCGCCGCGCUCAGCCGCCUCCGCCGCCUCGACCUGGCCUCCUGCCGCCUCUUCACGGUACCUGAGCGCCUCCUGGCCGAGCUGCCCGCCCUGCGAGAGCUCGCCGCCUUCGACAACCUGUUCCGCCGCGUGCCCGGCGCGCUGCGCGGCCUGGCCAACCUGACGCAUGCGCACCUGGAGCGCAGCCGCAUCGAGGCGGUGGCCUCUAGCUCGCUGCAGGGCCUGAGGCGCCUGCGCUCGCUCAGCCUGCAGGCCAACCGCGUCCGCGCUGUGCACGCAGGCGCCUUUCGCGACUGCGGCGCCCUGGAGCAUCUGCUGCUCAAUGACAACCUGCUGGCCGAGCUGCCUGCCGAAGCCUUCCAAGGCCUGCGCCGCCUGCGCACGCUCAACCUGGGCGGCAACGCGCUGGGCCUUGUGGGGCGCGCCUGGUUCGCCGACCUGGCGGAGCUUGAGCUGCUCUACCUGGAUCGCAACAGCAUCGCCUUUGUGGAGGAGGGCGCCUUCCAGAACCUCUCGGGCCUCCUUGCUCUGCACCUCAAUGGCAACCACCUCACCGUGCUGGCCUGGGCUGCCUUCCAGCCUGGCUUCUUCCUGGGCCGCCUCUUUCUCUUCCGCAACCCGUGGCGCUGUGACUGCCGCCUGGAGUGGCUGCGGGACUGGAUGGAGAGCUCCGGGCGCGUGGCCGACGUGCCGUGCGCCUCCCCAGGCUCCGUGGCCGGCCUGGACCUCAGCCAGGUUGCCUUUGCGCGCACUUCCGAUGGCCUCUGUGUGGAUCCCGAGGAGCUGAACUUCACCGCAUCCAGUCCAGGCCCGUCCCCAGAGCCUGCGGCCACCACCGUGAGUAGGUUCAGCAGCCUCCUCUCCAAGCUGCUGGCCCCAAGGGCCCCGGUGGAGGAGGUGGCCAAUACCACCGAGGGAACGCUCAACACCUCUCUGUCUGACAGCCUUCUCUCCGGUGGGGUCGUUGUUUUGGGCCACAGCACCUGGUUUCUCCUCGGCUCUGGUCUCCUGCUCAUCGUGGUGUUUGUCCUACACAUGGACUGACCUUGCCUCACUGGGGUGGCCCAGAUUGCCUUGGCCAGCGGAGGAAAGUUGCGUUAACUGGCUUGAGGUGUUUGUGGUGGGGGAAGAGGGGAACUGGAUGGGGCAGGUGGUGAAAAUUCCAGCCCAGGAUGGAAGGGACAGUUUACUUCCAGAGAUGGUCCUAGGAGGAGGAGAGCCCUGGGCAGUGCCACACCGGGAUGGGGUGAAGGUGGGGAGAAGAAUGGAUUUAUGCUCAUGUCACCUGGGCAUCAAUUGGACAAGAGAAGCAAGAGUGAACAUGGGCCCUCCAGUGAGAAGACUAGGAAUUGGAAGCUCUUAGGGCUACAGGGCUCUACCCCCAUCCCUUGCCCCCAUCUUCCAGGACACAGACUGCAGUGCCUGAAUUAGAGUCAAUCCAGUGGCUAAAUACUAAGAACUGUGCUAGUUUUCUGGCAGGACAGCUCAUUAAGCCCAGUCCCUUUGUUUUCUACCACAAUUGCCCUCCCCCUCCCCUAGGGGCAAGGGCCACUAGGAUCCAGAAAGAUGCACAGGACAGGAGAGAAGGGGGAUGUGAGAGGAACUUAGACUCGAGGGAGGUGGCCAUGGUUCCUGGGGUCUGGAAUGUGUUAAGAGGCAUUGAAAACAAAGACCCGUUUCACUUACUCCACAAUUAUUCCCAGGGGUGGCCUUAGCCACAAAGCAACUCUAGGGCAGGGUAGGGGAAAAAAGAGGGGGAGCGGGUUUCUGUAUACAAAUAAAUGGGUAAAAUCCUAAGAUUAAAAAAAAGAAAAACGUUAAACAAGUUUUUGUACCUCAGGAGUUUUUUUUAGAGUCUUUCAUAUGCAAACAUGCAUUGUGAAUCUCCAGGAAGGCCACAAAAUCCUCUUUUCUUAGGUUUUGUGGGAAGAGUGUCCAGAGGACAGAGAUGCUGUUAGUAGGGCAGGGAGUCUUCAGCUUGGAUGAUCCCAUUAGGUGCGGAAAUCAUUAUGGGCGGCACACUUUGGGGCUGACUAAUGGCCAGGAGGAAAGGAGGCAGCCAAUAGCUGGGAAGGGGGCCUGACAGAUUUCCCAGGGUGGGAGUUGGCCAACUCUAAGCCCCCAGGCCUGAGUGCCAGGGCAAAUUCUGUAUGUCUGCUAAAUACUUGCUCAAGCAGUUGUCCACGCACAAGUAAUGAUGACUUCAUUCGUCAACUUGCUGGAAAUCCUCAGUUUUAAUGUCCUGAAUUCCUCUGUCUGUAUUUACAGAGCUGGGUUUUCAAAGCUCACAUAAUUCAGGGUGCACCAAGCUGUCAGGUCUUCAUGGUGAUAGUACUUCUGUGUCUGUAGGUGAUACUAAACAUUAGAAAUGUUGCAGAAAGACCUCUGAGGGUAGGAGUGUUCAAACGGGCUGUGACCAUUAGUGGUCAAUCAACUCAAUUUAAUGGGUCACAACCAGCGUU